Camellia sinensis is the source of this 719-nucleotide messenger RNA. NCBI's taxonomy places the organism in Eukaryota, Viridiplantae, Streptophyta, Magnoliopsida, Ericales, Theaceae. The record is from RefSeq and is a predicted model, not a curated record.
AUGACUAUUUAUGAUCAGUCUCAGUUUAGCAUUGGGAUGCUCUUAUUACACUAUCAGCUAGCAGAAGAUUCAAUGGUGAAGUUGGAUAGAAUCUGUCGGGAAGCAAAUGUCAUGUUGGUAUUUGCACACGCCUAUGGCCUCACAGGGUUUGUUCGGAUCCAUGUGAAGUUAAUUGAUUUUACAACUGUUUUUACUGUGACAGAGAAAUAUGAACUUGUUCAUGCAAAGUGGACAACAGAACGAUGUGCUAUAUGUAGAUGGGUUAAGGAUUGGGACUAUAACAAAAUUGUUAUUUGCAACAGGUGUCAAAUAGCAGUCCACCAAGAGUGCUAUGGAGCAAACAAUGUUCAGGAUUUUACAUCAUGGGUUUGCAGAGCAUGCGAAACUCCUAAUGUUGAGAAGGAGUGUUGUCUCUGCCCUGUUAAAGGCAUUCCCAUUGAUAUCCUUAUUUAUGCGUUAAAUACCCAAUUUCAUUUUCUGUUUUUUUAUUCUUAUAGAUUUGAAUGUUGCUUCUGCAGGGGGGCUUUGAAGCCAACUGAUGUUGACUCCCUGUGGGUCCAUGUCACAUGUGCUUGGUUCCGGCCUGAAGUUGCUUUUGUAGAUGCUAAGAAGAUGGAGCCUGCAGUUGGACUUCCUAGAAUUCCAUCACAUUCUUUUGUAAAGGUAUGAGUCUUAUUUAAAAUCAUUGUAGAAAUGGUGUUUCUAACUGACACAGUGAC